Eremothecium cymbalariae DBVPG#7215 is the source of this 3177-nucleotide messenger RNA. It is a transcript of the gene ISW1, whose product is annotated as chromatin-remodeling ATPase ISW1. Gene Ontology annotation, molecular function: ATP-dependent chromatin remodeler activity; ATP binding; ATP hydrolysis activity. NCBI's taxonomy places the organism in Eukaryota, Fungi, Ascomycota, Saccharomycetes, Saccharomycetales, Saccharomycetaceae. The transcript has a single exon. The coding region runs from base 1 to 3177 and encodes 1058 amino acids. The record is from RefSeq and is a predicted model, not a curated record. Gene Ontology annotation, cellular component: chromatin; nucleus. Gene Ontology annotation, biological process: nucleosome organization; regulation of transcription by RNA polymerase II.
AUGGACUAUCAGGCAUAUUUGCAGAGACUGAAGCCAUUUCAGGAAGGUCAACCAGCCAAAAGGGACCUGGUAUUUAAUAAGAAACGGUAUCUGCUGAGCAAUGAAGAUGGUAAACGUCGUUUUGAUAUGGAGGGGACGACCAAGCGAUUUCAACAUCUAUUGGGCUUGAGUUCGUUGUUUAGGCACUUUAUUGAGCGUAAAGCAUCCAAAGAUGAAAGGUUUGAGAAGGUGUUACAACUUUUGGAUGAUUCAAAUGGGAAGAAGAAGAACAUGAAACAUGAAGAUAAACGAAGACGGAAAACGGAGCGUGAGGAGGAUGCAGAAUUGAUGAGGGAUGAGGAAGAAGAAUCGGAUAAUGAGGAGGGGUUUGAAUUUCAAUUCCGUGAGUCGCCAGGAUAUGUGAACGGAACUUUGAGACCGUAUCAAAUUCAAGGUCUGAAUUGGUUGGUAUCGUUGCAUAAGAACCAGCUAGCAGGUAUUUUGGCAGACGAGAUGGGUUUGGGUAAAACUUUGCAGACGAUCGCCUUCUUAGGUUACCUAAGAUAUGUUGAAGGGAAGCCAGGUCCAUUUUUAGUGAUUGCGCCGAAGUCCACCUUGAACAAUUGGCUCAGAGAAAUCAAGAAGUGGACACCAGAAGUGGAUGCGUUCAUACUACAGGGUGAUAAAGAUGAAAGGGCCAAGAUGUGUCAGGAAAGGUUGUUGGCAUGCGACUUUGAGAUAGUGGUUGCGUCCUACGAAAUUAUUAUUAAAGAGAAGGCAUCUUUUAAAAAAAUCGAUUGGGAAUACGUUGUGAUUGAUGAGGCACAUAGGAUCAAAAAUGAGGAGUCCAUGCUCUCUCAAGUUUUACGAGAGUUUACUUCAAGAAACAGGUUGUUGAUUACUGGUACCCCAUUACAAAAUAACUUACAUGAGUUAUGGGCGUUAUUAAAUUUCUUGCUCCCGGAUAUUUUUUCCGAUUCAGCAGCGUUCGACGAAUGGUUUUCUUCAGAAACAACUGGGGAAGAUAAAGAUACAAUCGUUAAACAACUGCAUACCAUUCUCCAGCCUUUCCUAUUGCGGCGUAUCAAAAAUGAUGUGGAAACUUCUUUAUUACCCAAGAAAGAAUUGAAUUUGUAUGUUGGUAUGGCUAGUAUGCAAAGGAAAUGGUACAAACAGAUUUUGGAAAAGGAUAUCGAUGCUGUAAAUGGUGCAAAUAGAUCAAAGGAAUCCAAAACCAGGUUGCUUAAUAUCAUGAUGCAGUUGCGGAAAUGCUGUAACCAUCCAUACUUGUUUGAUGGGGCUGAACCGGGCCCACCAUAUACUACUGACGAACACUUAGUCUACAAUUCUGCAAAGUUGAAGGUUCUGGAUAGAUUAUUGAAAAAAUUGAAAAGUGAUGGGUCUCGUGUAUUGAUCUUCAGUCAAAUGUCUAGACUCUUGGACAUUUUAGAAGAUUACUGUUAUUUUAGAGGUUAUGAAUACUGUAGGAUAGAUGGUUCUACUGCGCAUGAAGAUCGUAUUGAAGCUAUCGAUGAGUAUAAUGCACCUGAAUCAAAGAAAUUCAUCUUCUUAUUGACUACACGUGCUGGUGGCUUGGGUAUUAAUUUGACCACUGCUGAUGUUGUUGUACUUUAUGACUCAGAUUGGAAUCCUCAAGCUGAUUUGCAGGCUAUGGAUAGAGCUCAUAGAAUUGGGCAAAAAAAGCAGGUUAAGGUUUUUCGGUUGGUUACAGAUAAUUCUGUCGAAGAGAAGAUUUUGGAAAGGGCAACACAGAAACUCAGGUUAGAUCAACUUGUUAUUCAGCAGGGUCGGGCAGGAGUAUUAAAAAAGGAGAGUGCAAAGGGUGCAAAGGACGAGCUAUUGUCCAUGAUACAACAUGGUGCGGUCGAUGUCUUCAAGAGCAAUGAUACCAGCACUGCAUCUAGUUCCAAAGGCACACCGCAACCGGAAACAGGUGACAAGGAUGGUGAGGUUGAUUUAGAAGAAUUGUUAACUAAAUCCGAAAAUAAGACCAAGUCAUUGGCUGAAAAAUAUGCUGCCUUGGGACUUGAUCAACUACAGAAAUUCAAUCAAGACUCAGCAUAUGAGUGGGAUGGCAAGGAUUUUAAGAAGAAGAUCAAUAAAGACAUUAUCAGCCCAUUAUGGAUAGAACCCACCAAGCGUGAGCGUAAAGAAAAUUACUCUAUAGAUAAUUACUACAAGGGUGUUUUGAACACCGGUAGUCGUGUAAACCAGGCCGCCACUCCAAGAAUGCCAAAACCACAACCGUUUAAUAGUCAUCAAUUGCUCCCUCCUCAAUUAAAGAUUUUAUAUGAAAAGGAACGUAUGUGGACUGCAAAGAGGACUAAAUAUGUACCAACAAUGGAUGAUGUGAAGAUAACCUACGGUGAAGUUGAUGAUGAAGAAAAGAAAGUUAAAUUAGAACUUUUGAAGCUUGCUGUUGCAAAUGCACAACCGUUGACUGAGGAGGAAGAAAGGAACAAGGUUAAUUGGGAGAAAGAGGGUUUUCAUAAUUGGAACAAGAUGGAAUUCCGCAGAUUUGUUACUGCUAGUGGAAAAUAUGGUAGGAAUUCUAUUAAAGCCAUAACUAUGGAACUAGGUGGUACAAAAACUGAAGAAGAAGUUCGUGAAUAUGCGAAAGCUUUUUGGUCCUGUUUGGAAAGAAUAGAAGAUUAUGAAAAAUACGUAAAGGCCAUUGAAACAGAGGAAGAAAAGAUAAGAAGAGUCAAGCUGCAGCAAGAAGCACUGAGACGUAAAAUCAGCCAGUGUACCAACCCGUUGUUUGACUUGUGCUUAAAACAUCCUCCAUCGUCCAAUAAUAAGAGAACCUUUUCUGAAGAAGAAGAUAGAUUCAUUUUAAUCAUGCUGUUCAAAUACGGUUUAGAUAGAGAAAACGUAUACGAAUUAAUUCGUGAUGAAAUCAGAGAGUGUCCUUUAUUUGAAUUGGACUUUUAUUUCCAGAGCAGGACCCCUGCUGAGUUGCAAAGACGAGCUUUUACCCUACUGCAGUGCUUGGAAAAGGAAUUUAAUGCUGGUAUUACAACGAAUGAUGCAUUGAAGGCACGCAUGAAGGAGGAGGACAUUGCAGCUGAAUUAGCAAGAGAGGAAGAAGCUAAAAGAGCUAGAGAAGCAGAACAGGUAGAUCAUGAGACGACUCUGCCAGAUGAAGUCGAAGCCAAGAAGGUUAAAUUAGAAUAA